AUGGAGAGGAUACGCGUUAGUAAGGUCGAAGAUGUAUACCUUCUGCGCAGAGGCACACGCUUCGACGGCACCCUCCACCUGAUGCCCCACCACAUCGUUUUCAGCUACCUACCAAGCACGCCCGCCGACGCGCCGCCAGACGCGAAACCGGCCCGCCAGAAAGAAGUAUGGAUCACCUAUCCAAUGAUCAACUACUGUUGUCUGAAGUCAUGUCCACCCGUUAUGCGCCAGCAGCCGUCGAUCCGCAUACGGUGCCGCGACUUCACCUUCUUCGCCUUCUUCUUCCCAGACGAGAAGAAAGCUCGCGACGUAUACGAUAGCAUUCGCGCCCUGUCUUGUAAGAUAGCGCGUCUGGACAAACUGCUAGCAUUCAGCUACCAGCCGAAACCUCCGGAGGAUCAGUUCAACAGUUGGGACAUCUACGACGCACGACGAGAGUUCAAGCGCUUGGGGAUAAGCCCCAAAGAUACAGAGAAGGGCUGGCGUAUAUCUGAAAUCAACGUUGAAUACAAGUACUCGAAGACAUACCCCGCUCUCAUCGCCGUACCUUCAAAAGUCUCAGACAGUGUUCUGCGGUACGCCGGCGCAUACCGCUCGAGACAACGCAUACCUGCCCUCGUCUACCGCCACCCGCUCAACAAUUGCUCGAUAACACGAAGCUCACAGCCCACGCCGGGUAUCACGGGAAAUCGCAACCCACAGGACGAAAGGCUUGUGGCAGCUAUAUGGGCUACAAAUCGUGGCUGGAACCCUGCACCAACGCCGGACACUGCUCGGUCCACGGCCGAUCUGACAAUCGAGAACGAUUCCAGCACUGAGAGCUCAUUUGUGGGUGUAGUGGACGCUGAAGCUGCCAGCACGGGGAGGACUAUCGUGGACGACCUGAGCGGAUCUGCUGAGUCUGACGAGAACGGACCCAAGGUCUAUGGCGCGCAACAACGAAACCUCAUUGUCGAUGCGCGACCGACUGUUAAUGCAUACGCGAUGCAAGCUGUUGGACUGGGCUCCGAAAAGAUGGAUCACUAUCCAGGUGCUGAAAAAGCGUACCUUGGAAUCGACAACAUCCACGUUAUGCGGAAGUCGUUGAACACGGUUAUCGAUGCCUUGAAGGAGUCAGAUCUGACAUCGUUCCCACCUAAUCAGCAGCUGUUGGCUAAGAGCGGCUGGGUCAAGCAUACAGCAAACAUCCUGGACGGCGUAGCACUGAUUGCACGUAGGGUUGGCAUCAUGCAUUCACACGCUCUCAUCCACUGCUCAGACGGAUGGGACCGCACAAGCCAGCUUAGCGCUCUGAGCCAAAUACUGCUCGACCCUUACUACCGAACAAUGGAGGGCUUCAUUGUGCUUGUGGAGAAGGAUUGGCUCUCAUUCGGCCACAUGUUCCGGCACCGGACUGGCUUCCUCAGUCACGAGAAGUGGUUUUCAAUCGAGAAUGAGCGCAUCGAACGCAAGAACGAUGGACAAGGUGGCGGUAACGCAUUCGAGAAUGCUCUACGUGGAGCAAAAGGCUUCUUCAAUCGAGGUAACGAGUCCAGUGAGUCUUUGAACCAACUACCGGAGACGAACAGCACAGAGCACGUGGGAGAUGUAUCGGACGCGGCGACGACCAAGCCAUCUAGCAAGAUUGGCGCUGCUGAGGAACACCGUAUUACCAAGGUCAACGAGCUGUCGCCGGUCUUCCAUCAGUUUCUCGACUGCGUCUACCAACUCCAGUAUCAGCAUCCCACACGCUUCGAAUUCAGCGAACGUUUCUUACGGCGUCUGCUUUACCACCUUCACUCGUGUCAGUACGGCACCUUCCUCUUCGACAAUGAGAAGGAGCGUAUGGAGGCUAGAGCAAAAGAGCGUACAAGGAGUGUAUGGGACUACUUCCUCUGCCGUAAGCAAGAGUUUAUGAACCCAAAAUACGACCCUGAAAUCGACGACUCGGUACGAGGCAAGGAGCAUAUGAUCUUCCCACGCAAGGGUGAGGCUAGAUGGUGGGCCGAGUGUUUUGGACGUACAGAUGAUGAGAUGAACUUGUACGGUCCUCAGCUACCUCCAAGCCUCACAUCUCAGACUAGCAAUGUAUCGAACGGUAGAAGCGGAGCAAAUACACCACUACGGAAUGAGGCUAUCGUGACUGGCACCGAGACGGCCGAGAACGCAACUGGUGCAGGCACGACUGCUGAUCUACCUCCCACACACGCCAUAGGAGAACGCUCCAGUAGCGUCUCAGCAACUUCGCCAACACCAUUCGAUGCCGCAGCAGCAUUGGGACAAGAUCUCAAGCAAGGUCUUGUUGCCGGCAUCGGAAGAUUAGGUAUCGGCAGCAUCAGCCCCAGACCAAGCACAGACUCGAGCAGACCGUCAGCGAGACCGAGUACCGAUUCGGGUGCACAUCAUGAGAAAGAGCGGAGUCGGAGCGGGAGUAAGGACAGAAGGGGGGAGGUCGAGGUGGAGAUGCAAUAG
Didymella exigua CBS 183.55 is the source of this 2451-nucleotide messenger RNA. Its product is annotated as phosphatases II. The transcript has 3 exons. Gene Ontology annotation, biological process: dephosphorylation. Gene Ontology annotation, molecular function: phosphatase activity. The coding region runs from base 1 to 2451 and encodes 816 amino acids. The record is from RefSeq and is a predicted model, not a curated record. Lineage: Eukaryota; Fungi; Ascomycota; Dothideomycetes; Pleosporales; Didymellaceae.